Molecule: messenger RNA, 1586 nt
Organism: Aspergillus versicolor CBS 583.65
Lineage: Eukaryota; Fungi; Ascomycota; Eurotiomycetes; Eurotiales; Aspergillaceae
Gene: xanG
Product: cytochrome P450 monooxygenase xanG
Exons: 3
Coding region: 13-1518 (501 amino acids)
Molecular function (GO): monooxygenase activity; iron ion binding; heme binding
Source: RefSeq, a predicted model, not a curated record
AAACAUAGCACCAUGUUGCUCACGGUCUUUAUUUUGCUUCUUGGCCUGGUCGUUAUUGUUACCGCUGGGCUAGUCUAUCUGUUUACUCCACCAAGAGACUUCCCCAAAGACAUCCCCACAAUACCAUUCUACUACACCCUGCUCCCACUAAUCCAAAACAACGACCAAGUUGACCUCUACCGGAAAUACCUCGAACGCCCACUCACCGAAUACGGCGCAGUGAAGCUCUUCUUCGGUGGGCGCUGGAACAUCCUCGUCCGCAAACCAGAGUACAUCGCCGAAGUCUUCAAGCACGAAGACAUCUACGCGAAGAGCGGGAACCAGAAGAAGAUUCCUCAUGGCGUGCUCGCGGAGUAUACUGGUGAUAAUAUCAUCAGCGCCCAUGGGGAGAAUUGGAGGCUUUAUACUUCUAUUAUAAAGCCAGGCCUGCAGCAGGACUAUGACCCGGUGCAGAUAUGGAGCAACUCUCGCCUGCUUGUUGACCUUCUCCUGGAACAACAGGUGUCUGGGGGGUCUGUAAAUGUUAACCCGCUUCUUCAGCGAUAUACUCUGGCGAAUCUGUCAGAGGUGCUACUCGGGUCUAGUUUUGAGACACUGCAAAGGCCAAACGCACCCCUCCACGCAUUCCAGCUCCGAAUCAAGCCCAAGAUAUUCGAUCCCAUCUUCUUGAACUUCCCACUUCUCGAUCACCUAAACCUCCCAACCCGUCAAGAGGCACGCAAGCUGGUAGUUCAAUUCACCGAUGAACUCUGCAACACCGUCAAAAGGGGCCACGCAGCCUGCCACAACCACGAAAAGAGCGUCCCCAAAAACCUGGGCUGCCGACUUCUAGGCGCAUUCGAAACAGGCAUGCUAACAGAGCGACAACUGCGACACAACAUGAUCAGCACAUUCCUCGCAGGCCACGAAAACCCACAACUUCUACUCAUCUCAGCCUUAUUCCUCCUCGCAGAACAUCCUAAUAUCCAAGAAAGUCUGCGCGCUGAGAUCACCUCCCUGGACAGCAGCGAACCAACACCGCAAACCCUGGCAUCCCUCCCCCUCCUCAACGCCGUAAUCUACGAAGUCCUCCGCCUCUACCCACCAAUCUCGCAACUGAUAAACCGACAAACAAAAAGCCCAGUCCUACUGGGUGGGAAAAUCCCCAUCCCAUCUGGGACAUAUCUCGGAUACAACGCCUACUCCACAAAUCGGGACAUCACGUUCUGGGGAGCCAGCGCGGACGAAUUCAAACCUGAGCGGUGGGGCACAAAUAUGGAUGAGAUCAAUGCGCUGUUCCGACGCGCGAAUGCUAAGGGUGCAUUCAUCAGUUUCCAUGGUGGGCGAAGGGCUUGUCUAGGGCAGAAGUUUGCGAUGCUUGAGGCAAGGGUUGCGUUAGUUGCACUGUUGGGGAAGGUAAGGUGGGAAUUGGAUCCUGGGUGGCCGAGGAUGAUGACGCCGGCUGGGCCUCUCUAUGCCCGAAACCUGCGGCUUAGAUUCUAUGAUAUCAAGACAGGGCGAAGUGACAAAUUAGCGUAGUGUUGGCUUUUUGAUCGGUUUAAUUGGAGUUAUCAUGCUAGACGUAUCAAAUGAAUUAUUUACUGUUG